AUGUCCUGCUCCAGCCUGUGUUCCACCUCGUGUGGGGUGGUUGCCCCGGCCCCGCUGGCUGACAGCUGCAACGAGCCCUGCGUGCGGCAGUGCCCCGACUCCACGGUGGUGAUCCAGCCCCCGGCCUCGGUGGUCACCUUCCCCGGGCCCAUCCUCAGCAACUUCCCCCAGCAGAGUGUUGUUGGCUCAGCGGGAGCCCCCGUUGUUGGAGGGGGCUAUGGUGGAGCCUUUGGAGGCCGUGGGGGUUACGGCUGGGGCUAUGGAGGCUACGGGGGCCUUGGGGGCUAUGGGGGUUACAGAGGUUAUAGGGGCUAUGGGGGUUAUGGUCUUUAUGGGGGCUAUGGAGGCUAUGGAGCCUGUGGGGGUUAUGGGGGCUUUGGUGGCUAUGGGGGCUAUGGAGCCUGUGGGGGCUACGGGGGCUAUGGAGCCUUUGGAGGUUGUGGCUGGGGAGGAAACCACAGGUACCUCAACGGCAACUGUUGGCCCUGCUGA
Molecule: messenger RNA, 492 nt
Organism: Colius striatus (speckled mousebird)
Lineage: Eukaryota; Metazoa; Chordata; Aves; Coliiformes; Coliidae
Product: claw keratin-like
Exons: 1
Coding region: 1-492 (163 amino acids)
Cellular component (GO): intermediate filament
Molecular function (GO): structural constituent of cytoskeleton
Source: RefSeq, a predicted model, not a curated record